Molecule: messenger RNA, 1710 nt
Organism: Fusarium mangiferae
Lineage: Eukaryota; Fungi; Ascomycota; Sordariomycetes; Hypocreales; Nectriaceae
Exons: 1
Coding region: 1-1710 (569 amino acids)
Source: RefSeq, a predicted model, not a curated record
AUGGAUGCCUUCCCUCAUUUGCCUUCCCGCCAUAAGGUCAGGCCAAGCGAUGAUGCAUCCGCUUACGAGCCCUUCAAUACCAGCCAUGAACACCGCGGACUCGGCAAACCCAUCAGCAGACGACUUUGCGACAUCUCAGAGAUCGCAGCACUGGUAUUGAGCUUUUGUUGUAGUAUCGCUGGUCUGGUCUGUUGCUUUCAUCCAGCCACUGCAGCGAGCCUGGAACAAAAGUAUCAGCUCAUCGUCGUUGGCUUGGUGCUUUCGCUCAUGGACCUCUGCACCGCCAAAUUGUCAACGAUUGUCUUCUUGCAACUCGAGACACGAUGGGCGAGUCUGUUACAGAACUACGAUUCCAUUAUUAAGAGGAGUAUCUUGGGAAGUCUUCUGAACGGGCGACGGGGGAGUCAAAGGUGGACACUGCUUCUCUCUGCUUAUCUAGCGUUCCCAUUGCUUCUUAGCGUUGGCUACAAGAGCUUCGUUGGUGGAAAGGUAACAACUGAAGUACAUGCCAGCGGCGGCCAAUAUGGUCUCACUGGCCCUGUUGGGUUCGCCAACUUUGCCUCCGGCGCUUCUCUCAUGGUCAACGCUACGAUACCUUUCAUGUUUAACAACGUGACCAAAUUACCCCCUCAACCACAAACCUUUGGUUUUAACAUGCUCCUACUCAAUGAUGACGCCAUCAGAGUUGCCAUGUUGGACGGACCAAGUCCAUCUUACGUCAAGACCAUUAGGGCUGAGCUCCGGGGCCAACAGUCAUAUAUCGUGUCUGCUGACAUUUUUGGCUUGGCUUGGCAUCUCAACUACCAAGUUGACAAACAGCGCAAUAACGAUUCGUGGUGGAACAACCUUUUUGACUCAAGCGAUGACGAUGCGCCACAGAAUAUAUCUCUUUACAAAGAGAAAAAGUGGCUGUCGACCCUGUGGCCCCAAGGUCAAGUCGAACAGUUCUUCGUUCUUCUCACACCGCAUGAGAAAGACAGGCAUAUUAAACCCUCAAAAGAAAGGUUUCAGAAGGAAGCGCUCGAGUUCACAAGUCAGCGACUUAAAUGUCAUGGGAAAUGGAAGAUUACUGCCAAUUCAGUCAACCUUGUCGAGGGUAGCUGCGGUGAAAGUUUUGUGGAAGCAUUCCCAGACGGCUGUAGACAUCUUCAUUUGAAUGAUGCCAGAUACUUGCUCAGCGACUUUGUCAGUGACCUGCUUACGGCAAAUCUGGAUGAAGCAGCUCAGAUAAGGUUCACGGCUGUGGUGUCAUCUCUUCUUUGGUCACGACUGGCCGCCUUCUGUGGUAUUGGCUCCCCAGUUAACGAUUUGGAACCUCGAGAUCGUGAACGAUUUGAGUACCAUCGGCCUGAUAAAGCUUGGAAGACUGUCACGGUACUCAAGAGGUCUCCUUUCCUUGCUAUCGUUCUGCUCGCUCAGCCUACUGUCGGCUUGGUACUUCUUAUCGUACGCAUCGUAUUUUGUUCGUCGCCUGUAUCUGGGGGCUUUGGCCUCAUCAGUAUUUUGGCGGGUCACAGACCUAAUGAGGGCGAUACUCUGAGGGGUGCAGGGUUGUCUGGAGACGUCAAGGAAUGCAUUGAGUUGGUUUUCGACGAGCAUGGUGACUUGUGCGAUGACGGGGGUGAGAGGCUGAGGUUUCGGCUGAGGGAAGCAAGGAACUCCAUGCAUCAUCACCGAAGUGAGCUUAAGCCUGGAGUCAAGUACCAUUGA